Heterostelium album PN500 is the source of this 564-nucleotide messenger RNA. RefSeq lists its product as uncharacterized. NCBI's taxonomy places the organism in Eukaryota, Evosea, Eumycetozoa, Acytosteliales, Acytosteliaceae. The record is from RefSeq and is a predicted model, not a curated record. The transcript is spliced from 2 exons. The coding region runs from base 1 to 564 and encodes 187 amino acids.
AUGAAAUUAGUUUUAAGUUUAUUUAUAAUAGUUUCAAUUUUAAACGGUUGUCUCUCGACAACUAUUCCCUCUGAGCCACAAAGAAAUAUAACAUGUGAAGAACAAUGUCCUCAUGAAACACAUACCAUCUGUGUUAAUCUUGAUCAUAUAUUAAGAUGUUUUCCACAGAUCAAUCCUUUAGUAAAAGUAGAAAAACAAAUUAGAUCUCAAUGGAUGGUAAAUUUAAAAGAAUCCUUAAGCCUAUAUGAUUUCACAGUAACAAAUACCCAUCCAAUGCCAUUGUACUUCUUUGGUAUGAGAAUUAACAUCUGUGAUUCCAUUGAAUAUGACAAAAACACAGUUUCAUGGAAUUUCAAUCUGACAAGAAUCUAUGGAGAAUGUUGCCUAUUUCCAAUUGGUUGGAGCUCUGGAAAAGUUUUACUUGAACCGGGUCAAUCCUAUACCUUUGGUUUUGUAGUACCAACUUCACUCAAUAUUGAAUAUGAAUUAAAUGGUAUUAGAUUUGUGUAUGAGAAAGUUGAUAGUACACCAUCAAGAUUCCAAGGUGCUAAAUGGAUAAGAUAA